GGGGAAGGCGGUGGCGGGGCACCGACAGCGAUCCGGGAGACUCCUUGAAGCCGGCGAGUGGAUGAUGGAUGGCCGAGAUUUCGGGCCCCCCCGCUCGGUACACGGUCCCCCUCCGCUGCUCUCCGGGCUGGCCAUGGAGAGCCACCGCCUGGGAGCCACCGGCCGCCUGGCCCCCGCCGCCGGUCCCAUGGCCGCCGGGCUCCCCGCCGCCCUCCAGCCCGGCAAGUUCCUCGCAUCGGGCAUCAGCCUCCACUCCCACCCGGGCUUUUCCCAUCUGCCUAAUGGGCUCUACCCGUCGUACAUUCCCCUGAGCCACCUCGAGCCCCCCAGCGCUGGCAGUCCUCUCCUGGCCCAGCUGGGUCAGCACAGCCUCUUCGAGUCGCAGAAAGAUGGGUUCUACCUGUCCAGCCACGCGGGCCAGUCUGCUUUGCACCCACAGCCUCCCCUCUCGAGGACCGCAGGCAACCACACGUCGAGCACUUUGCUCCGGGAGAAGGACCUUGGGCAGCUGCACAAGAGCUCGAAAGAAGGCCUUAAAGACCCUGGUGGGAAGGAGCGGGCAUGCCGGAGCGAUCUGUCCCUGCCGUUUGCCAAGAAGGAGGGUAAGCCGAAGGAGGAGCCCCGGCCCCGCAGCGUGGUAGACCUUACGCAGGACACCAAGCCCGACAGCGACCGGAAAGUGAGCGUGGUGGAGAAGGUAGUGAAGGUCGGUGAGCGUCUUUCGCCGUUCCUGGCUGAGCACAUGCCAAAUCGGGGCGCCGGCGGCGGGGAACCCAAGUCCAAGAACCCGCUGCAGAGCUCUUCCCUCAGCAACUGCAACGGCGGCGGGGACCCCAUGCUGAAGGUCCUGGGUGCCGAGCAGGACCGCUGUGCCAAGGAUCCCGCUCGGCACGAUGAGAACAUGAGGCCUUCUGCGCACGCCCACGCUGAGCGGCUGAAGCGGGGGGAGCCCCUCCUGCCCUCCGUGGGCGCUUUGCACGUCUCCUGCAGCUGCCCGUCCCCACACCCCUCGCAGCCGGGGAAGAUGACGCCGGCCACGACAUUCCCUCCGCAGCCCGUCCAUUCCAGCAUGUACACCAUCUUCCCGCCGGCCAAGGAGCUGGGGAGGGAGCACAAAGUCAUCGCCCCCACCUUCGUGCCUUCGGUCGAAGCCUACGAUGAGAGGAGCGGGCCCAUCCAAAUCGCCUCGCAGGCCCGUGACAACAAGGCGAAGGACAAGGACCUCGGGAAGGUGGGGGUGUUGCAGUCGCCCACGGAGCGGUGCCUCGCGGACGCCUCCCGCACGCUCUUGUCCCAGGACUUUUCUUGCCACAGUGAUGCCAAAAGGAUGGAGGCUCUGAGGGAGAAGGGCUCGGUGAUCAGGGCAAACUCCAUGGCGCUGAAGAGACAGGUCACUUCUGAGCCCUUCCUCAACCGGCCAGGGCUGGGCUCUCCAGAGAGCAGGGAGUUCCUGACCUCCAAGGACUUGCUGAAGCCGAGUCCGGAGGCAGAGCAUCGCCCCUGCGAGCGGGACCGCUUCCAGAGAUCCAGCUCCAAAGAAGCGGCGAAGGUCUACGGCACUUUGGACUCCUCCCGGCAGCACCUGGACCAUGGUCAGCUGAAACCGCCUGAGCAGAAGUGGAAACCCUUUGAGAUGGGCAACUUUGCCACCACGCAGAUGGCAGUGCUGGCCGCGCAGCACAACCACGUCACCCGGGCGGAAGAGGAAGCCAAGAAGGUCUACCUUGACCCCAGCGGCUUGCCACGGUCCUCGGUGGUGGGCUCACGGGGUGCUGCGGACGUCCUCCACCCCGCGUCGCAUGGCGAAGGGUCAGCCAUGCAGAGCCUCAUCAAGUACAGCGGCAGCUUUGCCAAGGAGACCGCGUCUCGGCAGAGCUGCGGCAAGAAGAGCCCCUUUGGUGGCUUGGGCAACGUGAAGUUGGACUCUUCGCAGCUGGGCGCCUCCAAAGUGCAGCAGCUGCUGCUGCAGCAGCCAGCGAAGCAGCUGAAGAGGGACCCCGAGAGACCCGAGAGUGCCAAAUCCUUUGGUCGUGAGAGCAUCGGCUCCCAGGGCGAGGUGGAGGUGAGGCACUUGCCCGUUGGCAUCGCCGUGGCUGUGGCCCGGCAGAAGGACAACAGCAGCAGCAGCAGCAGCAGCAAACUGGGACCCAGCUUGGCAGACCGGGAUCGCUCGCUGUCUCUCAGCAGCAUCAAAGGGCAUGGACGCUCAGAAGAUGACUGUGGGGAUGAGAGGAGCCGCCACCGGGACAGCCACCUCCUGGCAGGGCGCUUGGAGCGGGAUCAGGAGAAGCUGCUCAGAGAGAGCAAGGAGCUGGCAGAUUUUGCCCGGAUACACCCCUCCGGCUGUGCCACGAACGGUUUGAACUCCAACCUCAUGGUGACGGGAGGCCCAGCCUUGACAGGCUCCGGGCGCUGGUCUGCAGACCCGGCUUCGCACUUGGCAGCCCACCCCUGGCUCCCCAGGACGGGGAGCCCCUCCAUGUGGCUGGCCGGCCAUCCCUACGGACUUGGUCACCCUUCCCUGCACCAGGGCAUGACUCCAGGCUUCCCCCCUGCCAUGGGGGGAGCUCUCCCUUCUGCCUACCAGUUUGCCAGAGACCCACAGUCGGGACAGCUUGUUGUGAUCCCCAGCGAGCACUUGCCACACUUCGCGGAGCUGAUGGACCGGGCACCUCCACUGUGGCCCGCCAUGUACCCCCCGACCAGGAGCUCCCUCCAGCACGCUCACCAGCUCCAGCUCCUCUCUCAUCAGCAGCUGCUGCGGCAGCACGAGCUGUACAUCCUGCAGCAGCAAGCGGCCCACGCCAUGGAGCUACAGAGGAGUGCCCAGCUCGUGGAGAGGUUGAAGGCGAAUGAGCAGCGUGCGGAUAUGGAAGAGAAGGUGACGAAGCGGAGCCUGGACAGUGCCAAAUCAGGCCUUUCCUCCUCUGCCCCGGGACUGGUGCACCGAAAACCACCCGUGCUGUCUCCCAGCGCCUCCACGUCCUACAGCAAGGCUGUGAGUCCACCUCCCCUCUCUCCCAGGGCCUCACCCGUGUCUGUGCUCAAAGCUGAGGUGAUCCAAAAGAUGGAGGAGCCACCUUCGCAGCCAGCCUACUCCUACCCCGCCACCCCCAGCUCCCAUCCUUCCAGCCCGCCCCCCGCCUCUCCACCCCCUGCCCCUGCCAUCCCUCCAAAGGAAGAGGCACCCGAGACCGUGGAGAAGAAAGACCUGGAGCUGGAAAAAGAGGCUGCCGGUCCAUAUCAGGCCUUGUUCCCAGAGAUCCCCCCGGGAUAUCCAUUCCAGUCCCUGCCUCCCUCCUUUGGAAGACACUAUCCCUACCUCCUCCAGCCCACCGCAGCAUCUGAUGCAGAUGGCCUGGCUCCUGACGUCCCGCUGCCUGCUGAAGGCUCUGAGCACAUGGAGCUUUCCCCAGAGGUCAAGCCCAUCCACCUGUCUCCGUCCAAAAUGCUAGAGCCCAUCCAAGCAGCAGCAGAAGAGGAGUCCUUGGAAGAGAGGGUGAAAUCAGAGGUGCAGAUGGAGGAAAGCCAAGAAAGCAUCUGUGAGCAGGACAUGGGCACUCUGAACAUCACCACCUCUGCAGCCGUCCCAGUGCAGAAUGUGGACAAUUGCAAUCUCUUGCUGCAUCAAGGUGAAGCCCUGGGUGCUAUGGAGCAGGACCAGGAAGACCUCCAGAGCUGCCCACCUCCUUACCAGGUUGUGGCGUGCCCUGCAGAAGCAGAGGCUCAGGCAGAGACCGGGAGCGGAGCAGAAACCUGCUCCAUGCACAUGGACUAUGACGGUUCGCUCGUGCACGCGGAGAACGAGCCGCCUGAGAUGGACUUGACACCCCAGCGGGAGGAGGCCUCCGUAGCCAUGGAUCUGCAGAGUGCCGAUGUGCCCCGGGGGAGGGAGUUUCCCAACCUGCCCCCUGAGGAGGGGGAGCAGGGGCCAGAGAUCCCUUCCUACACGGAAGAGGCAAUCUCUUGUCAAAUCCCAGCUCUGGACAUCAAGCCAGGCGACCCGCUGGCUGGGAUGAACGCUUUGGUAGCUGCCACAGAAAUGCCUCAGGCUUGUUCCUUGUUGACUACCACCAGUGUCACUCCAUCCCAGAUGAAGGUGGAGGUGUUACCUGACCAGGCCUUGGAGCACUCCUUCCUGCAAGGGAUCACUUUGCUGAGUGAAAUUGCAGAGAUGGAGCUGGAGAAACGGAAGCAAGAAAUGCAGACAGGUCCAGAGAGUUUCCCUGUCCGGCCAACACUGGAGAGUUUGCUGGCUGCCAGCACCCACAUGCUCAUGGAAGUACUUUCCACCCCCUUUAUGGAAAGUCUGAAAACCAUCCGGCUGCCUCGAGAACUGAAUCCCAACAAAAAGUACAGCUGGAUGCAGAAGAAAGAUGAACCCAUGUACUCCAUCAAAUCGGCCAUCGAGAACAUGGACGCGAUGGAGCUGGACUACAGGAUGAGGCUGGCGGAGCUGCAGCGGCGGUACAAGGAGAAGCAGCGGGAGCUGGUGAAGCUGCAGCGCCGCAGGGACUCUGAGGAAAAGCAUGACGAGAAAAGUAGAAGCUUGGCGAGAAGAGGCCCUGGAAGGCCCAGGAAGAGGAAACUUGGAUCAAGCGCUCUGUCACCCAUUAAGGAGAGAGGGAAGAGUGACAGCAAGAGUGGAAAACUGAGCAAGUCCUUGCUGCUCUCCGAAGACUCUGAGACUGGCGAGGGCAUGAAGAAGAGGCACAAAGGGGCCCUCCCGGAGGAGGACGAGGAUGUGGAGAGCGGCAGUGGCAAGAUGAAAGGGAGGAACCAGAGCUGGGAAGAGCAUGAUGUGGCUCCCAGCUUCUCAAAUGAGCAGUUAAAGCUCAAAAAGAAGAAGGUGCCAUCGGAUCAGGAGCAGCUGGCCAGCAAGCUUGACAAGGCCCUGUCGCUCACCAAACAAGACAAGCUCAAAUCCCCCUUCAAGUUUGCUGACAGCUCUGGGGGAAAGCCGAAAACUAGUGGAGGUGGCAGCAGGUACCUCCCACCCCACGAGGCUCUGCCGAGCAAGGAGGAGAAGAAGAGCCUGGCCAAGAACCUGGGCCUGUCACUGAAAACCACCAAGGAAGGUAAAAACAAAGUGGCUGCCAAAAUGAAGAAGAUGGAGGUGGGGUUAAAAGUCAAAAAUCAGCUCAAGGUUUCCCAUUCACCAGCAAUAUCUGAAGUUAGCAGCUACUCCUAUAAUACGGACUCAGAGGAGGAGGGAUCCCUGAGGGACGAGUGGCCGGCGCAGCCCCCGUCUGCCCCCAAGCCGCGGCCGCCCGGUCUCUACAGCGCGGCGGCCAGGAAGGGUGGCCGGGCGGCCGGUGGCCCCAAGGCGGCCCCCCGCAGCGCGGCGGCCGGGCGGCCACUGAAGCCAAAGGCGGUGGCGGGCCGGAAGCAGCCAUUCUGCCUGCUGCUGCGGGAGGCCGAGGCGGGAUCUUCCUUCAGCGACUCCUCGGAGGACUCGUUCGAUCAAGAUUCUAGCUCAGAGGAGGAGGAAGAGGAGGAUGAAGAGGAAGAGGAGGAAGCAGAGGACUAUGGGACGGAUGGCACCGACAGGCUUGCAUCGCCUGCCCUUGACGAGAGUGGCCUGGGCCUUCUAGCGAGGUUUGCCGCCAGUGCAAUGCCCAGCCCCAUUGUUCCCCCUCCACUUUCCAUCAUCCAGCUGGAGGCCAAGCAGAAGGCGAAGAAGAAGGAGGAGCGGCAGAGCCUGAUGGGGACAGAGUUUGAAUACACUGACUCGGAGAGUGAGAUCAAGAUCAGGAAGAAGUCGCCUUCAGGGCUGCUUCGGGGAAAAAAGGGGCCACUGGAGGCAAGCAGCAUCCCGCCAAGCCAGGCCCCCAGCAGCCUCGACUCUGGAUCUGGAAGCGCUGACAAGGCCAAGCUUGGGUCUGAGAAAGGCCGCAAGCUGAAGAAAUUCAAGUCCCCCAAGGACUUGAGCUUUGAGUUUGGACUGGAGGCCAGUGACGAUGACCUGUGGAACCGGCGCCGGAGUGAGCGGAUCUUCCUCCACGACGCCACUAUGUCCUCGGCCAUGCUGACCCCCGCGGCGCCUGCCAGCUCCACUCCUGUCUCCAAGCCUGGGCGCUGUGGCAAAGGGGCACCCCUGAGCCCCAAAAAGGAGGGCAGCAAGGGGAAGGAGAGGAAGGAGCUAAGCAAGCAGCGGAAGAAGGGUAAAGAAACACCCUGCUGCUCCUCUUCCUCAUCCAUGUCUCCUCCUGGGAUCCCUAGCUCGCCAUCUGAUGUUCGUGUCACCCUGGCGAAUGCCCUGAGCUCCACCAAGAAGAGCAAAGCCAAGGUGAAAGCCAAGGAGGUGAAAAAAGAGGUUAUUUGUUGCUGGAGGAAGGUGAGAUGGGAUCAGACCGUUGCCUGUUGUCAUCCAGCUGAUGUGCUGCUUGCUCUCCUGCAGAACCGAGGGAAAGGAGGAGCUGUCAGCAAGCUCAUGGAGAGCAUGGCAGCAGAGGAGGAUUUUGAACCCAACCAAGACAGCAGCUUCUCAGAGGAUGAGAACAUCCCACUGAGCAUGCUGGUCGAGCGACCUCCCACACCAGCUCCCCGCUCCUGCAUAAUUGACAAGGAUGAGCUGAAGGAUGGUCUGCGUGUCCUCAUCCCCAUGGAUGACAAGCUGCUCUAUGCCGGGCAUGUCAAGACAGUGCAUUCACCAGACAUAUACCGUGUAGUGGUGGAAGGUGAGAGGGGAAACCGUCCCCACAUUUACUGCCUGGAGCAGCUCUUGCAGGAAGCGAUCAUCGACGUGAAACCACCUUCAGUGCGAUUCCUGCCUGAGGGCACGAGGAUUGCAGCCUACUGGAGCCAGCAGUACCGCUGCCUCUACCCAGGGACAGUUGUCCGAGGAGCCCUGGAUCUGGAGGAAGAUGGUGAUCUCAUCACAGUAGAGUUUGAUGAUGGGGACACAGGACGUAUCCCGCUCUCUCACAUUCGGCUUCUCCCACCUGACUACAAGAUCCAAUGCGCUGAGCCUUCCCCAGCCCUUUUGGUACCCAGCACCAAGCGCCGUAGCCGUAAAUCCAGCAAAGACACUGGAGAAGGAAAAGAGGGAGCUACACUGGGGUCAGAGGAGCCUGUCUCAAAGGGCAAAGGGCGAGGAAGAAAACCAAGUGUCAAGGCGAAAGCUGAAGAGGCUGCCUUGCCAGAAGAGAAGGAUCAGGUUGAGUCUUCACCUGUUACCUCUUCAGUCCCAGAGAAACCAGCUUGCUUGGGCAAGCCAAGCAUGAAGGGGUCGCGAAAAUCGCAACCGCUGCCAACUGGAGGCUCUCCGGCCCCCACAGAGGAAAAGAGGUCCAAAGCCAGCAAAAUGAAGAUCUCCACUAAGCUGCAUAGCCCCCCGCAACCCGCUUACCAGCCUGCUGUGUUCGGCAGCAUCCUUGGCACGGAACCUUACAGCGACCUCCCAGGGACGCUGGCGGCCUUCGGCUCUAGCGAUGCUUCGGCGUCAAAAACCAAGGCCAAGAAAGGGCGGCCCACAGAAGAGACACAGGAGUUUGGUACCAUGGUCAAGGCUCAGAGGAAGCAUGACAACGAAAUCCUGAUCAAGCUGGACCAUGAGGGCGUGAUGUCUCCAAAGACAAAGAAGAUGAAGGAGGCAAUGAGGAUGCUGGAGGACUCGAACCUGGCCAGUCGCAGAGACGGCAAGAGUCUCUUGGGGCUGGGCUAUCCCCCUGCAGUGGGUGCGGAGGGCAAGCAGAAAUCUUCCCGAGCCAAAGCAGCUGAGGGAGACCCUUCCCCUGCCAGCUUCGGAGGAAAGUUCGAUGGCUCAGCAGAGAGCCUCACUGCUUCGAAGGACCAGGAAGAAAAGGCAGCAGCUCCAGCAGCCGUGGAGGAGUCUGAGAGCAACAGCAGCGACAGCAGCUCGGAGUCAGAGGGAGAAGAGGAGGCUGAGAAGAACCGAGGGGAGGCCCAGGACAGCAGCUCAGCCAGCUCGAGAGCAUCCACCCCUCUGUCUUCCUCCAAUUCCUCCUCCUCUUCCUCUUCUAGCAGCAGCUCGUCUUCAUCCUCCUCUUCCUCUUCUUCCUCGGCCUCAUCAACCUCUUCUUCAUCGAGCUCCAGCUCUUCUUCCUCCUCCACUACGGAUGAAGACUCCUCCUGUAGCUCUGAUGACGAAGUAGCUGAGGCCCAGCCAAGUUCCUCGGUGCAGCAAACCCUCCCACCCAAGCAAACCAAACAGGCAGGGAAAUCCCGCGCGUCUUCCCACCCCCAGAGCCAGAAACAGCCGGCGCAGCAGCCGGUGCAACAGCCGGCACCGCAGCAGAGCGGCAACAAGAGCAGGCCCAAAAAGCGUGAGGGCAUCCACCUGCCCACCACCAAGGAGCUGGCCAAGCGCCAGCGGCUGCCGUCAGUGGAGAACAGGCCCAAGAUUGCUGCUUUCCUCCCUGCACGGCAGCUGUGGAAGUGGUUUGGGAAACCCACGCAGAGACGAGGAAUGAAAGGGAAGGCCAGGAAGCUCUUCUACAAGGCCAUUGUCCGGGGCAAGGAGAUAAUCCGCAUUGGAGACUGUGCAGUCUUCCUCUCAGCUGGCCGCCCCAACCUGCCCUACAUUGGCCGGAUCCAGAGCAUGUGGGAGUCAUGGGGGAACAACAUGGUGGUCCGAGUCAAAUGGUUUUAUCACCCAGAAGAAACCAACCCUGGGAAGAAACUCAACGAAGGCAAGCGCUGGGAUCAGAAAUCGGGCAGGAGUCUGUCCACAGCUUUGCAGGCAUCCAACCAGAGGAAGGACUUUAUGGAGCGAGCCCUCUACCAGUCCUCUCACGUGGAUGAAAACGAUGUCCAGACCAUCUCACACAAGUGUCUUGUUGUUGGUCUGGAUCAAUAUGAGCAGAUGCUAAAGACGAAGAAAUAUCAAGACAGUGAGGACCUCUACUACCUUGCAGGGACCUACGAGCCCACUACGGGCAUGAUCUUCAACACCGACGGGGUCCCUGUCAUCUGCUGACCGCCCAGGGGACAUGUGCCACCCCCUGGGAAGGGACGGGACAAACCUGAGGACGUGCCUGUUCAGACGACAUGAUUGUUUCUUUCAAUGCUCAUGACUUCUGUGUCACACUACAGACAGGAGAGCGCGAGAGACACGAGGAGGAAGGAGAGGGCUGAAGAAAGGGGUUGGGGAAGCAGUUACAGGACUUGAGGAAGAUGCCGUUGGGGGGUGGUGGUGGUGGUGCUUGAACCCCAAGGCUCUUCUGGAAGUGGCUUUAAGUAAGGUGACACUGACCAACUUCUCCCUUCCUCCUUUUGGUCCAGGAAAGCACAUGGGUCUCGUGAUCAUUUCACCAGCGGGACCCCCCCGGCAGGAGGGAUCCCUUUUGUGUCAUUUGCCCCCAUCAGUAACUCGGCAGCCGCAUGUACGUGGAAGGACAGCCGCUAGCCUUCUGCGUACGCUCCUCUCCGUCCUUAUAUUCCCUUUCCUGCUUAGUUUCGCAUGACCCUUUAGGAAGGACAGGGUGAAAGAGAAAGGAGAUGAGUCUCUCUCAGCGCCUCGUCUCGAUCCUCUCAGCGCCUUUUUGCGGUUCCCUUUCCCUGGAGGCCCCCGGCCAGCAGCGUAGAGCACGAAGGGGCAGAGCUGGCCCCAGCACGGAGAUGGCAGCAGAAGUCCUCUGGGCUGGGAGGAGCCGGGUGGAAGACGAGCCAACAUCCAGUCUGGGAUACUGCCUCGAACAAACAGUCUGAACCCACUUUCCCUGUUGCUCUGUGUCCCUUCUGCCCUGGAAAGGUGCCGGGGGGAGCAAGCGCAUGGCGAUGGGGUGACACUUGGCGAACAAAGAACUCGUCUUGGAGUGUGCAGUGAAGGGGGGCAGGAAACGACUGGGAAAAGCUGCUGCUCGGUGCUUGGAGCAGAGGAGACCACAGGCCAUUGGAUUUCGGCAUCCCUCACCUGGCUUUACCCCCCAUGCCUUGCCUGAGCAGAGACGUGGAGCUGCUGGAAAGCCCUUGACCAUCAUUUGAAGGGAAUGGGGAUAGAGUGUGAAGCCCGGCCAUGCCCACCUGCGGCGUUUCCACAGCCAGAGCCCCACUGCCACCUUGGGCUCAGGGAGGGGACCGUUCAGCUUGCUCCAUCCAGCCGGCCAAACUCCCCAUGGCUCCCGGAGAGCCGCCACCAUUGCCUCCUCACUCCCUCUGCGGAGCUGACCCACUGUCUCGUGGGCACACGCCGGAGCCGUGGCAUCACCGCUGCCACACCAGGGAUGCACCUGGCCGGAGGGGACGCCGGAGGAGAACCACGCAAUGAUGCAACAUCCUUGCACUUAAAACAAAAAAAAACCUCCAAGAGACGCACUGAUCUUUGCAACUACCGACUCGCACUACAGAUUGCUAGGACACGGAGCGGGGCCCGGCUCGGCCGGGAGUGACGGCCCAGGCUCUGGUGGGGAGACGCUUAAGACAAGGACAGAUUGGAAACUAUCCGCCCUGGUACCGGCUGCGUACCAGAGACUGGAGGCCGGGGCUCAGGGGAGAGGGACGCCCCUGCAAAGUUACUCCUCGUCCUUUAAAUGAACCACAUGGUGCUGAGCUCGUACCAUCUCCAACCCAGGCCACCGGUGCCUCGGCGCAGCGGAUAGUGACGGUUCUAGCCUGUACAGUUUUAAUGUACCAAAAGACUCUUUAGCCCUCCUGUAUUAUAAGUCUUUAAAUGGAUUCAACUUUUUAAUUAUAAAUAUAAAUAUAAAUAUAUAUAUAUAAAUAUAAACUUUUUAAAACUGUGAAAAAAAUUAUGAAAUUAUAAAAAAAAGAAAAAAAACAACGACAGAAAUGAACACAGUCUGACGUUUAGAAUAUUAUUUUUUAUUUCCUGUUGGAUUGUGAUUGUAAAUGAUCUGGGAACAGGCACACCCCCCACGCUCAAAGUGUACUGUACUUCUAGAAGCAAAUUGUGUGAGCAUAUUUUAAAGAGCGAGAGAGAGAGCGCGCGAGAGAGAUUUUAUGCUAAUGUUAAAUAGAAAGCACUUAAAACCCACUGCCUUCUAUGGAACACAAGGAUAUUUCAGACAAUCGAGAGGAAAGGAGAGCCAGGUUUUUGUCUUUUUUUUUUUGUUUUGUUUUGUUUAUGUUUUGUUUAAAAAUUUUUUUGGCAUUCUGUUUGUUGGAGAACUCCGUGUGAUCUUUUUUCAUAAAAAAAAAAAAAAAUUAAUUGAAAAAAAGCAAA
Molecule: messenger RNA, 11146 nt
Organism: Harpia harpyja (harpy eagle)
Lineage: Eukaryota; Metazoa; Chordata; Aves; Accipitriformes; Accipitridae
Gene: TNRC18
Product: trinucleotide repeat containing 18
Exons: 28
Coding region: 62-8941 (2959 amino acids)
Molecular function (GO): chromatin binding
Source: RefSeq, a predicted model, not a curated record